AUGGCCUCCCUCGCGUUGAUCGUGUUUCUUUCUUUCAUCUUCUUUUUCACUGGAACCCUCGGCAGGAACGUUACAGGGCAGAUCGACGACGCAGACACAGAUAUAAAUCCUUUUCCAUUCUUCGGCCAGUCCGCGCUUGCUCGUAUCGCAUUCUAUCCUCCCAACAACGGAAACUGGAACAGCCAAAACGGAGGGGACACGCCAGAGAAGCAGCCUGAAUCUGUUAAAGCCUUCAAAGGUACCUACACCGGCAACAACAUGGAGUUCGGGGGUAACACCCCAAGGUCAAUCGUCAUCGACUUCUUCGUGACCGAGUGCGACGUCACCCUCGACGGGGCACUGGAGUACCGACUGAGGCAUGCUGCGGGGAGCCGCGACGAUGAUUUCUCCUACCAGGUCCCUCUUAUCACAUACCAGAACCUGUCCCCUAGUUUCCAUCGCUUGGAAAUCAAAGUCCUCCCGUUCACCCAGGAGCGAAAGAACUACGUCAACUUUGAUUACGCCGAAUACACUCGGGGACAGGGCAAUCGCAUGUCAUACGAUGCAGAGGGCGUACCCGCAGAGAGACAACGAGGCGGCGCAGAACUCGCCGCCAUAAUCAGCGGGAGCAUCGGAGGGAGCAUCAUCAUCGCAGCCAUCAUCCUCGUCUUCUACUUCCGCUCUCGAUCGCGCAUGCGCGCAGCCUCGUCCUCCGUCCACUCCAAGGUCGACAUCUCCCGCUCCACCGAUCCCGAGGCAGGAGGCAGCCAAAGUUCAAGUUUCAAAGGAUGGUCAUUCAAACGCGGUUUAAUUUCUUUCGGUCGAAGGCCGGAAACCUCGUCCCAUGCACCGCCCGUCUCCAUCAUCCACGAGACGCCCGGAAACCCGCGGUAUUCAACCACCAGCUCCCUCUCCUCCAAACAGCCUAUGUACCAAGAAUUCGGGAACGCGGAGAACUGGGAGGACCUCACCUCGCUCGCCGCCUCCAACACCAACUCGCCCGCUCAACCCCAGCGGCAUCUUAUCACAUCCUUCGGUACGACGCAAGCUUCAUCAGAAUUGGAGGGCAGAAGGAGGCACUCUGAUAACCGGCUUGAUUCUUUGGGGCUGCAUCUGGCUAAUAUGCGCACGCCCAAGACGCCUGCUGCUGCUACCCCCAAGAGUGAACGAAUGUCCCGUCUGUGGCGGUUGUUAUCCAUCGAAUCCACCAACACGUUGAUCAAGCACACAAGACGUCCACCAGAGCAAGUCUGA
Molecule: messenger RNA, 1233 nt
Organism: Coprinopsis cinerea okayama7#130
Lineage: Eukaryota; Fungi; Basidiomycota; Agaricomycetes; Agaricales; Psathyrellaceae
Exons: 5
Coding region: 1-1233 (410 amino acids)
Source: RefSeq, a predicted model, not a curated record